GCCAUGCUCGAGUCCGCUUUGCCCGGAUUCACAUUUCUGUCUCGUUUUCUAUUUACCAACUUCAAUAUUGACCUGUCCCCUUAUUGUUUCAUUUUCCUCAUCAUCAUCUGUGGCCGCAUGGCGUUGCACCAUGUUCUGCACUUGUUUGUGACCCCACUAAACUCUGCCUUGGCACAUCUUCGUGACUCGUUCACUUGCAGGAUCGAGGUAGAAGGCCAGGACAGCAUAUACAGAUACCUCAUGUACUGGGUGAUACAUCAUAAGUCUAUGGCUAGAGCCAAGCAUCUCCUUGCCAGCAACGCGCUGACGGUCGGCGGUCGGUAUGUCAAUAUAAGAACCAGCCUUGACCCCAACGAAGACGACGACGAGCCUGAAUAUCGGCCAGGAGACAACUUCGACGAAUGGUGGAGCAAGGUCAUCAAGAAACGCAGCACCCAGCCCUUGCACUUCAUCCCCUCCACGCAGGAGCACUGCUUCUUGUACGCCAGCCCUUGGUUCUCUUGGUGUUUCUGGCGCUGGAUCAAGUUCCAGCGCACCAAAACCAGCGAAGACACGUUGGUCAGCGAUCGAAUCGUCAUUUCCUGCUGGGGACUGCCGUUCUGUAAUUGGGGCAUAGGCAUGCUCAAGCAGCUGCUUGCCGAGGCGCAGCAGGCGUGGCUUGACAAAGACCAGGAUAAGAUCGAGAUUUGGAGUGCCCGAGGAGGGGAGUGGCAGCCGUGUGACGGGCGUUCCCCGAGGCCGCUGGACAGUGUGGUGCUUGACCAGGAGGUCAAGGCUGGUGUCUUGGCUGAUAUCGAGAGAUUCCUCAUGAACAAGGCUGUCUACGAGGUGCGAGGGCUUCCGUAUCGCAGGGGCUAUUUGCUUUAUGGCCCGCCUGGAACUGGCAAGACCAGUCUAUGUUAUACCCUUGCCGGACACCUGAAGCUACCGAUCUAUGUGAUAGACCCCAGUUCGUCUUGUCUGAACGAAACCCGCUUCAGACAACUCUUCUCCGAUUUGCCCUCGAGGUGUAUCGUUCUGAUGGAGGAUGUGGACUGUACGGACAUCACACAGUCACGGGCACCUGGGCGUGACAACAUGAAUCAGCACAUGAUGAUUCCUGGACACGGCCCUACUCAAAACGGCAUUUCACUAUCUGUUCUUCUCAAUGCCAUCGACGGUGUGGAUGCAAGUGAAGGCCGCAUUCUCAUGAUGACGAGCAACCACGCCGAAAAGUUGGAUGCGGCACUGAUCCGUCCCGGGCGGGUGGACAUGCGCAUCGAGUUCAAGUACGCGACACGUGACGAGAUUGAGUCUUAUUUCAAGACAUUUUAUUCGCCUCUACAUACUAUGAGGCAUGUAGUGCGGAUCCAAAAUGAGGAGCGGGUGCCCAUUAUCACAUCUGGAGACGUCGACAGGCUGGCCUGUGACUUUGCUGCACAGAUCCCCUCGGCACAGCUUACGGUUGCUGAGCUCCAGGGACAUCUCCUUGAGCACAAAGACGAUCCUAAAGCGGCCAUCAGAGAAGUAGAGACAUUGUUCCAGAAGACUAAGGCUCAGCGCGAUGAGCGCAUUAAGAAA
Aspergillus brunneoviolaceus CBS 621.78 is the source of this 1560-nucleotide messenger RNA. RefSeq names its product BCS1 and AAA domain-containing protein. Gene Ontology annotation, biological process: mitochondrial respiratory chain complex III assembly; protein insertion into mitochondrial inner membrane from matrix. The record is from RefSeq and is a predicted model, not a curated record. Gene Ontology annotation, cellular component: mitochondrial inner membrane. NCBI's taxonomy places the organism in Eukaryota, Fungi, Ascomycota, Eurotiomycetes, Eurotiales, Aspergillaceae. Gene Ontology annotation, molecular function: ATP hydrolysis activity; ATP binding. The annotation marks the transcript as partial. The transcript has a single exon.